Aspergillus aculeatus ATCC 16872 is the source of this 1778-nucleotide messenger RNA. RefSeq names its product tRNA (guanine) methyltransferase (gene trm5). The transcript is spliced from 4 exons. Gene Ontology annotation, cellular component: cytoplasm; mitochondrial matrix. Gene Ontology annotation, biological process: mitochondrial tRNA methylation; tRNA N1-guanine methylation. Lineage: Eukaryota; Fungi; Ascomycota; Eurotiomycetes; Eurotiales; Aspergillaceae. The coding region runs from base 142 to 1611 and encodes 489 amino acids. The record is from RefSeq and is a predicted model, not a curated record.
GGCAUAUUGAUCUUAUCCCCAUCACGUGCUGAUAAGCGGGCCUCUACAGUCUCGACUCCAUGAUUUGAAUCGAAAAAAAGUUACGCCUAGAAAGCCUCCGACCGCGCGAUUACCCCACGAUCGGCCAAUCUUACACGAUCAAUGUCCAGCAGACCUCCGAAGCGCAUCAAAUCGCAGCAUCAAUCCACCUCGACUCCGAUGUCCAAGGAAACUGACUCCGAGACGAAGCCGGUUCGCAGCGACAUCCCCGCCAUGUUUCGGCCCCCCGUGAAUCGCGCCAUGCGCGUGCUGGACCGGUCGUUCUUCAAGCGAACGGUGCCGGUCUCUGCUGCCACGAUCUUUAAGACCUCGGAUAUUGCGACUGUGCGACAAGCACUGCACAAGAAGCGCGACUUGUUGGCGCUGCCCAGGAUGGCCACGCUUCGGGAUAUCAAGCAGGAUGAUGCCGUGCGCAAAUGCCUGUUGCUGCGGGAGGAGAUCAAGCAUGACGAUACGGCGACCUGGUCUCCUACCGUGUCCGAAUUGGUUGAGAAGGGCAUGGUGAGCGUUGGCCCUUACGAUUUGACGAUUGACUAUGACUACUGGUCCUAUGCCGACAUCAUGGCAUCCAUUCUCCCCGAAGAGCUGUGCGAUGAAAUCCCCCAGGGCUUCACCCAAGUCGGACACGUCUCCCACCUCAACCUGCGCGAACAAUACCUUCCCUACAAACAGAUCAUUGCCGAGAUUCUCUUGGAUAAGAACCCCACCGUGAAGACGGUGAUCCGCAAGACCGACGACGUCGGCUCCCACAGCCAAUUCCGCACCUUCCCCUUCGAGCUGCUCGGGGGCGUGAAUGACCUGAACGUCAUCCAACACGAACAGAACUGCGAAUUCCGGUUCGACUACUCGCGGGUGUACUGGAACAGCCGGCUGGAGACGGAGCACCGGCGGCUGGUGGACAAGUUCCGGCCCGGGGAGAUGGUCUGCGACGUGAUGGCGGGCGUGGGCCCCUUCGCCGUGCCGGCGGGCAAGAAGAAGAUCUUCGUCUGGGCCAACGACCUCAACCCGCACGGGUACGAGGUCAUGCAGGACGCGAUAAAGCGCAAUAAGGUCGACAAGUUCGUGACGCCGCACAACCAGGACGGGCGCGACUUCAUCCGGUCCUCGGCCCGCCGGCUCCUCGAAUCCCCGCUCACUGUGACCAUCGAACCCAAAGUCCGCCGCAGCCAGAAGGACACCGCGCCGCCGCCGGAGGUGUUCCACCGCCCCACCGUCUUCCAGCACUACGUGAUGAACCUGCCCGGCAACGCGAUCGAGUUUUUGGACGCCUUCGUCGGGGUGUACGCGGGCGAGGAGGCGCGGUUCGCGCCGCACACGGAGCAGAAGCUGCCGAAGGUGCACGUGUAUUGCUUCUCGGGCCAUUCCGAGGACGAGCACCACGACCAUGUGGAUAUCUGCCAGCGCAUCUCGGAGCGCAUUGGGUUUGAGAUCACGACGGAGGACCGCGUCGGGGGCAGUGGCCGGCAGGAGCUGGAGCUGGCCAUCCACAACGUGCGGUUGGUGAGUCCCAACAAGCAGAUGUUCUGUGCCAGUUUCCGCCUGCCGGAGGAGGUGGCCUUCAAGAAGGUAUGACCUGUCGCAUGGAGACUGGGUCCGGCGGACUGUCUACCGUUGAAACACAUGAUACUCGUGGUAUAUUGCAUAGCCUACAUGUAUACAGGGCGUUGGUUUCGAUUAGAGAGUGUAGAAAGAAGUUCCUGAAAACACAGUACAAUGUUAAAAAUGAUACCCUACACAUU